UUAUCAAAGGCUCUUACCAUGCAUGAAUCUCUGCUUGGCGAUACAAACCGUGAAAGGCUGCGUGCAAUCCAAGCUGAAACGUCACAGAAGAAGGACCUGAAUUUACAAGCUAUUUCAUCCACGUUACGUGAUGCAGCUACUCCAGAGGCACUUCAUCCUAUAUGCCUAGAGCUGUUCCAUCAUGUCGAUGCCCUCUUAGCUACUCACACAAACGGCCAAGAAGACCAGCAAUCUUCAUCAACGCAGGCCUCUAGUCUAGCUCCCAACAGAGAAUCUUUGCAUGUACGAAGCCUCGUUGACUUGGUGGCCCAAAAACUGUUACAAUUCCCCAGUCUUAGCAAUGAUGCCGCUGUUAAAGAUUCCGAUUAUGCUACCCAUUCUCUGGUCGCCGAAGCUGGACUGGCCCUGCUCGUUAUCAUCUCGCUUUUCUGCGCCUCGCCUUCUGAGCCUUUUCUCCUCGACGACGCAGUUUUGAUAAGCGUUGUUACGUACACAGACGAAGACGAUGCCUGGACAACGAAAGAAUCAUCCCACCUUGCGGCUCGCCUGCUGAAAGCCAAUCUGGCUGAUGAUAGAUUGGAUACGUUCAUUACACAACGCUUAAUCCAAGACACGCUUCGGCCGCUAUUUUCUAAAUCGUCUACCCGGUUAACUGCCUCUGGGAGGCCAUCUCAACUUGCUCAACAGCCUGCAAGCACACAAGCCAGGACAUCUCUAGACUCUGUUUCACAGGAACGCGAAAAACUUCAAGCUGCUUCAAGCUUUAAAUGGGCAGUCAUGUCGUGCAGUCAAGCUACAAUGGGCCGCCACUGGCCCCUGUUUCUUCCAAUUUUACUCUCACUAGCCGAAGAUCACAACACAGCAGUCAGGAUAAAAGGCUUGCAGAUUCUUGGUUUAUUUCUAGAUACAUGUCCGGCAAACGUAAUACUGUCCGCUGGCGUUGACAACGUAAUCCAGGACGCCGUUUUCCCUACGCUGCUCUUCUUACCCUCCACAACACCUGAGAGCGAGUCUAUAGAGCUCUUGUAUCCGGCAUAUCGAGUCCUCCUUCGGAUAGCCCAGCUGGAUCCUGACUCAAAGAGUUUGCGAAGGCGACGUUUUCUUGACAAGCUCUUGAGAGAUGGCGUCUUCGUAGGCCAUUUUCAUGCCUCGGAGUAUCCUCGAAUCGUUGAAGUUCUCAUGAAAAUUACAAAAGAUAUCGUCUCCUGCUUGGGCUUCUUCUCAGCGAAGCAUCUCCAGGUGAAUAACAGAAGACUUGAUAGAAUCUCUCUGUGUUAUGUGCUAAUAACCUUCGGGCAGAACCUUCUUCGUCUGUUUGCCUCUACGCUAUCGGAUCCCUUUGUUAUGGGCUACCCACCACUGGUCUAUUCCACCACAGAAGCCUUGAAUGCAACCUUGGUGAACUGCUGGCCAAGAUUUUCGUCUCCUGGGUAUAUCGACCAAGUAAUCCAUACGAUUUCUUUGUGCUGGCUCAACCUUAAAUCUUCACAGCUGCCAGCCGAAGAUGUGGAUCAAAUUUCGGCACACCUAACCCGUACAUCGACGAUCUUGCACUCUCUUUGGAGCCGAGAAGGAUCUGGGCCUAUUGAAGGGCUGACUGCUGCGGUACAAAAAGAGCCACGACUAGCCGAGUUAUUUCCUAGUAUACUGACAUAACUGAAAUAUGCAAAUACUUGUGC
Messenger RNA from Trichoderma asperellum CBS 433.97, 1679 nucleotides. The record is from RefSeq and is a predicted model, not a curated record. NCBI's taxonomy places the organism in Eukaryota, Fungi, Ascomycota, Sordariomycetes, Hypocreales, Hypocreaceae.